UCGUGCAUCCUCUUAUAUCUCUGUCACCUCAUGAAUAUGAUUUCGCGAACCAUCUGCUCGGAUACAAUUGCAAGCUGUUCAAUAUACCGCACCAGUGUCAAUGGGAACUAUGCCGCCGAGCUAACCGACGAAGGGCAAGGAUCGCCAGAAUUAUUUUUCAGAUACUCUGAGCGUAUGCCGGGCUAUGCCGGGAUACCCAGAGAGAGCACGAUGGUUGUUCAGGUGAUACCGAAUGAAAUGCCUUGCCAGUAUUGCAAGGAACUGCCAAACUGGAAGAUCAUCGAUCAGCUUCCAUGCAUGGCCCAGACGGGCAUCAUGGGGACCUGAAUAGAUCUCACUGGUCAAUAAGCCUUGCCUUAUCUCAAUUGGGUAGUGCAAGCAUCUUAUCCAUUCGGUGCCGCUUCUUGCUGCUUCUUGGAUGAUGUCGCCGCCGGUAAAGUUCUGCUCUGCCGGAGCUUGUUGCGCCAAAAUUACCACAAUUUAGCCACGCACAUAAAAUGGAGUACGUUCUAAAAUGAUGAAUCGAUGACAUUUAUCGGACUGCCAGGUCUGAAACAAAAAAUGGUUGCAAAUGACUGUCAACGGAACACACAUGAAUGCAUCAGUGAAAUCCAGGUGUACUUGGGGCACUGAUGCUUAUUUUCAUCUGGAGUGUGUCGGUGUCUUCUGGUGAUGAGAAUGCUAUUAGAUAAGUACGAAAAAGGUUUGAAUGCGCCAAAGUACUUGUCCUGCCGCCACCUGAGUGAGAUGAGCCUGAUAGGAACGAGUGUUCCUAUCACGAACUGUGACAUCGGAAGUCGCGGAAGUUACUGUCAAAUAUGAUCUCCUUUUCAUCAAAUUGACGUGAGGAUUUACAGACUGUACAGUCAGUGAUAAAUAGAUUCCGAUAGAGGAUUAAAGUUUACAUCUUCUA
Somion occarium is the source of this 913-nucleotide messenger RNA. NCBI's taxonomy places the organism in Eukaryota, Fungi, Basidiomycota, Agaricomycetes, Polyporales, Cerrenaceae. The record is from the annotation of a GenBank genome assembly.